AUGGAAUACAAAAAUCGUCAAAUUAUCAUUCUCUUGAUCUCGCUUAUUUUCAUUAUAAAAUUGACAAUUGGUGACCUAUUAACAACUGAAAACAAUGAUGCAAAGGUUACCGAGAUUUCUCUUGAUGAUUUGCCAGAAUCUGGCGAUAUUUGGGAAAUGUCUCAAGAUCCUGAAUCGGCAAAAUCAGAUACACUCAAAGAACUUGGCGCUGAUAGUGCUUCUACCGUUACACCAGAAAAAUUAGUUGAAGAUUUCCAAAGCGAAAAUAUUGAUAAAGACAGCGGUCAUCAAACCAGUGCCGUAGUUGAAGAAAGUGAUGAUACUUCUGAUGUUGACAUUUCACAAAUCUUUCAACCCAUUUAUAUCAAUAAAAAAUUAUUCUAUUUCGGACCUCGUGUAUUUUAUCCUCAUAGAUAUUUCAUUCCUAAAUACUAUUACAGACAUCGUUUCUACAAAAUUUGUACUAUUCAAUGCAAAUAUGCUGUAAUUCCUUAUUUCAUGUAA
Molecule: messenger RNA, 504 nt
Organism: Entrophospora candida
Lineage: Eukaryota; Fungi; Glomeromycota; Glomeromycetes; Entrophosporales; Entrophosporaceae
Source: the annotation of a GenBank genome assembly